This is a messenger RNA of Gavia stellata (red-throated loon), 333 nucleotides long. RefSeq names its product arginine vasopressin induced 1 (gene AVPI1). The transcript has 2 exons. Bases 1 to 333 code for a protein of 110 amino acids. The record is from RefSeq and is a predicted model, not a curated record. Lineage: Eukaryota; Metazoa; Chordata; Aves; Gaviiformes; Gaviidae.
AUGGGCACGCCGGCCUCAGUGGUGAGCGACCCUCCGGGGCGGGCGGCGCCCGCAGCCCGCGGCCGCAAGCGGGCCUCGGCCAACAUCUUCCAGGGCGUGGGGCUGCCGGAGCUGCGGAGCCUGUUCCGGAGCGGCGGGGCCGAGCGGCCCGAGGAGCGCGCCCGCCUCGUCUGGCGGUACGCGGGCCAGCGGCGCAUGGCGCGGGCCCUGCGGCGGCUCCGGCGGCGGCCGGCCCAGCCCGGCGGCGGGAUGGCGGCGCUGCGGCGUUUCGGCCGCCUGCGGAUCGCGGAGAAGCAGCCGGACAGCGGCCGCGGGGCCGGGGCGCAGCGCUGA